Phyllostomus hastatus (greater spear-nosed bat) is the source of this 2892-nucleotide messenger RNA. RefSeq names its product chromosome unknown C1orf167 homolog (gene CUNH1orf167). The record is from RefSeq and is a predicted model, not a curated record. Lineage: Eukaryota; Metazoa; Chordata; Mammalia; Chiroptera; Phyllostomidae.
AUGGUAGGAGAGGAGAAGGCCGAGGACCCCACAGGCCAGGAGCUGGAGGGAUCGUUGGUGUGGAUCGCGAUCUCGUGUGAUCCAACAGGCCGCUGGCUGUGGGGUGACCAAGGACACUACUGCCCCCCUGGCUUUGCCCUGGAGCCCAGGAAGCUGAGACCUGAUGCCAGUCACAAGGAGAAUGUGCCCCCCAGGCCUGCGACCCCCCUGAGGCCAGGCAAGAGGCGUAGUGGGUCUGGGUUGGAGGUGGCAGGAGCCGGCCGGGGCCGGUGGGCGCCCAGGGGCCAGGCUGAGAGGGGAGGGCCUGCCACCGCACCCUCCCUGGGUGCGGUGCUUCGCCGGGAGCCCUGCCGAGUCCAGAGCAACCUGGCCAGUCCCAGCCCCCGCCUGGGCCUUGCCCUAAAGGCCACGACUGGUCCUAACCGGCUCAUCAACUCACGCUUCCAGCAGCAGAGCAACUUGCAGCCCCUGCGCAGCCUCCCCCAGAGGGGAGUACGAGCCUCGGCCAUCCAGCAGAGUAACCUGGGCCUCGGGGAGGCCAGCCUGGCCAAGUGUGAAAUUCGCAGCAGCCCCCACCUUUGGUCGGAGCCUCCAGAAAGCUUCUGGCCUCAUGUGAUGCCCCUGAGAAGUCCCCUACCCCAAGGGCCACAGGCUCGCCCAUCCUCCACCCGGAAGCAGUCCCGGCUGCUGCCCACAGACACCCCACGCCUGGACUUCAGCCCCACCGUGCGCUAUGCCUCUGUUGAUGGGCACACACAGCCGGGCCCCAGCUCCUGGGGUGGCCUGGGGAGCUGGGCCUCCGGGCUCAUGGGGGAACCCCUCACCCUGGAGGACCUGGCUGUCCCUGCCAAGAGCCAGGCUCGGGCCCCAUCCCAGGCUGCCAUGUCCCAGCUGCUGGCCUUCCUGCAAUGCCUGGAGCACAAGGUGGCCCACCUCAGGUGCCGGGGGACCCAGGAACCCCCAGUCCCUUCACAGCAAGAGCCCUGCACCAGUGAUGGCCAGGGCCUCCCUGCUGGCCCCCAGCCCUGCCAGCCUGUUCUUGCUUCCUGGGAGAAGAGGAAGAAGCACCCCCGCGGUCUCAGGGGAGCUGUGAAUUUCCCAGGGACCCCCGGGGCCCAGCGUGGUCCCUCAGACUCUCAGGCAGGCAGCAAGCCCGAAUCGCCCCCACCAGAGACCCCUGCGGAGGUGCUCUCUAGGGAUUUCCUCGGCUCCGAGCAGGGCGCCCUUCCUGCCUGUGCCCUGAGGCAGCUGCUGAGCAGGGGCCUGCAGGUGCUGUGCUGGGCACGGUGGCUCCGGGUGGCCCAGCUGGAGGCGGUCUGGAGUCAACACACAAGGGCCGGGCUGGCCUGGAGCUUCCAGAAGGGGAGAAGGCUGACUCGGCAGCAGAGACAAGGGUUUGAGCAGCCCUACCUCCAGGCCGGGCCAGCACCCCCACCCUCUGGGGGGAGCCCCUCGGGAAGGAAGCCAGGGGUGGGCCCUGCCCAGAGAAGCAGCAAGAGAACGGGCAUGCACACAGCAGCUGCCGGCAAAGAUUUGUACAAACGGAUGUCCAUCACAGCGUCGUGUGUCCUUGCAAAAACUGCGAAAGAGCCUGCGUGCCCCUCCGGGGAGUCUGAAGGAGAAGGCCGGAGCCCGGCCAGUGCCAUCGCCUUCUGGGCAGAGACCAGAUGGAGGAGACAGAUCCUGCAGGCCCUGCAGCAACUGGCUGCCUUCCUCCUGUGGGGCCGUGGGAAGGAAUGGGCCAGGCAGGAGCAGAAGGGGGCCCAGAGAGAGACCUCCGGGGCCGUGCGGAGCACUCUGAGCACGGGAAGGGCCCCCCAGGCCUGGAGCUCUCCCGCUGCAGAUACAGCCUGGGUGGCCCCACUGGACCUCCAGCACCAGAGAGCCUGGCUCCGCAGGUGUUUCGGGGCCUGGCGGCGGGUGGUGAAGAGAGGCGCCUAGGACCCAGAUCACCUGGCUCACCGCCCCACGGGAGCCCUGAGGAUGUGCCUGGAACAGUGGAUGAGGGUGACGUGGCUGCGGGCCUCCGGUGCGAAGGUGACUCAGCUGUCCCUCUGCGGGCAGAAGGCCGGGCAGCAGUGCCUGCAUGAACAGUACCGGAGGUGGGUGUGGGUUCGCGUCCAGGGCCUGUGAAGAGCUGUGUUCUCAGCAGAGACACAGGGGGGCCCGGCCAGAGCAACUCCUACUGCAGAGCCACUUCCAAGCUGGUGCGGAUCUGCAGGGAGCGCUGGGAUGCCCCGGGCCCGGUGUCGGGUCUUCCAGGACGGACCGAGGAGAAGGGCGGUGGGGGCCACAUUCACCCCAUGGUGGGAAGCCAGAGUGGCCGCAGCCUGGACACGGGGGCAGGGCACUGCCUGGACCUCCGCUGCUCGCUGGAGAAGCCACGUGCUGGGUGGCCGGGCAGAGAGGCAGCUGAGGACGACCCGGGCCCAGCAGGCCGUCAUAGCAUGGCGAGUGGCCCUGGGCCAGUGCCUUGAGGCCCGCCAGCAGACAGCAGAGAGAGCUCGGGCCCAGGCUCGGGUGGCCCUGUGCUGGACACUGUGGGUGCCUGAGUCCCACCUACGUCAGCUCAGCCAGGCCCACCCUGCCCAGAAGCUGAAUGCCAGGAUCCUGGAGGAGUGGGCCCAAGGCCAGAGCUCGGCCCGUUUGGAAGGGGUCAUGGUGCCCGACUGGCUCCCAGCAGGCCAGGCGCCUGGCAGCAACAUGGCAGCGUGGGGGGCAGAGGAGCUGGUGCGGUCACAGGCCUUUGAGAAGUGGCACCGGAACCAGGCCACCAGGGGCCUGCGGAGAAGAGCCACCAGCAAGCAGCCUGAAGCCCCCGAGGGAGGUGGGCGUCGGGAGCCCCGGGAGCGGGCUGGCAGCUGCCCGAGCCCCUGCGUGUGGUGGCCUUGA